This is a messenger RNA of Carassius auratus (goldfish), 880 nucleotides long. Its product is annotated as phosphomannomutase 1-like. Gene Ontology annotation, biological process: GDP-mannose biosynthetic process; mannose metabolic process; protein N-linked glycosylation. The coding region runs from base 89 to 880 and encodes 263 amino acids. Gene Ontology annotation, molecular function: phosphomannomutase activity. The transcript is spliced from 10 exons. Gene Ontology annotation, cellular component: cytosol. The record is from RefSeq and is a predicted model, not a curated record. Lineage: Eukaryota; Metazoa; Chordata; Actinopteri; Cypriniformes; Cyprinidae.
GAGAGAAGCACAUGUGUGGAUUCAUUCACACUCAGCAGUGAUCAUGUAGCCCGCAGUAAAGACUGUAAUCAUAGUAAACAACACUCAAAUGGAUAGAAAGUCUCGUGUAGCCGGAGGUCGAAAUGUGUUGUGCUUGUUUGAUGUGGACGGAACGCUGACACCCCCGAGAGAGAAGAUCGACCCUGAGCUGGAUGAUUUCUUCCAGGCCUUGAGAAAGAAGGUGAAGAUCGGUGUGGUGGGCGGCUCAGAUUAUUCCAAAAUCGCAGAACAGCUCGGAGAAGGAGAUGAAGUCAUACACAAGUUUGACUACGUCUUUGCAGAAAAUGGAACCGUACAAUAUAAAGACGGCAAACUCAUCUCCAAACAGGCCAUUCAGAAUCAUCUGGGCGAGGAGUUACUGCAGGAUCUCAUCAACUUCUGUCUCAGCUACAUGGGGCUCAUCAAACUACCCAAGAAACGAGGGACGUUCAUUGAGUUUCGUAACGGCAUGAUCAACAUCUCACCCAUCGGACGCAGCUGCACGCUAGAAGAGCGGAUCGAGUUCUCUGAAAUUGACAAGAGAGAGAAGAUACGAGAGAAGUUUGUGGCGGCUCUGCAGAAGGAGUUUGCUGGAAAAGGCCUGCGGUUUACCAGAGGGGGUUUGAUCAGUUUCGACAUCUUCCCAGAGGGCUGGGACAAACGCCUCUGUCUGGAAGUCCUGGAGCAGGAAGGACUGGACGCCAUCUACUUUUUCGGCAAUGAAACUUCAUUGGGUGGAAAUGACUACGAGAUCUUCGAAGACCCUCGUACCAUCGGCUUCACCAACGAGUCCUCCAAAGUCAAUCAGCAAUCAGCUAUCUUCCCUCAGAUAGUCGACUAUGAGGAAAAACUGUGUCCAUGA